Vicugna pacos (alpaca) is the source of this 3942-nucleotide messenger RNA. NCBI's taxonomy places the organism in Eukaryota, Metazoa, Chordata, Mammalia, Artiodactyla, Camelidae. The record is from RefSeq and is a predicted model, not a curated record.
GCGGGUUGACCCGCUCGGAGGCGGCGCAAAGGAGGUGUAGCAGGGCAGUGGUUACAGGCUUCAGCCGCUUCCAUUUCCCCGCAGAGGGAGCUCCUCCGCACGGAGAGGAGUCCCCGGACUCUGACAUCCUAUCUGCGACGACCCGGAUCUCCUAGGGGAUUCCUGGGGAUAGCGCCUUCCUCCCGCAUAUCAGCAGGGACCGAGAGCAAAGAAUCUUCCCCACCUCGCCACCCCCGGACGCACACACUCAACUCUCCAGUGUGAGGCCGGAACACUCCCACAAGACCUUUCCUCACCACACAACAUUCUCUCUCCAAGUGUAAGAGCCUCCAUUUCCCCCUCUCUUAUUCUGUCCCCCACAACCCUCUCCUGUUUUAGCCGGGGAAAUCCCUACUCCUCCGGGUUUGAAGUCUCAGGGCCCAAGUUCCGGGCUGCGCAGUUCACCUCACCCUUGGCCACAGGCUUGCCGCAGGGUAGCCCGGGGAAACGCACCGGCAGCCCCGAGGUCCCAGUCCCUAGCGCCCCAUUGCCCCCCAGUCCCCGCCCCCACCCCUCCCCCUUCGCGGCCUGGGAGUGGCGUCAGUACGCCCGCCCCGCAUGGGGUUUAAAUGCCCACUAGCGGGAGCCCAGGCGCUUCUAUCCCGGAGCACAUUGGCGGCCGGAAUUGCAGGGGUGGGAGGCGAGCGUGCGAGCGGGAUCCCGAGCCGCUGAGCGCGCUUGCCCCUCGCUCUGCCGCCGAUGACUCGCGAGCUCGGGUCCAAGUGCCACCCAUGCGACAUCCCUGCCCUACGCCGACCGAGACUUGAUGAUAAAACACUUAACCGUCUACGUUGCGGGGAGCCAUGAGCUGUCUGGAUGUUAUGUACCAAGUCUAUGGUCCUCCCCAGCCUUACUUCGCAGCCGCCUACACCCCUUACCACCAGAAACUAGCCUAUUACUCCAAAAUGCAGGAAGCCCAGGAGUGCAACGCCAGCCCCAGCAACAGCAGCGGCAGCGGCAGCUCUUCCUUCUCUAGCCAGACUCCGGCGAGUAUAAAAGAGGAAGAAGGCAGCCCGGAGAAAGAGCGCCCACCAGAGGCGGAGUACAUCAACUCCCGCUGCGUCCUCUUCACCUAUUUCCAGGGGGACAUCAGCUCCGUGGUGGACGAGCACUUCAGCAGGGCCCUCAGCCAGCCUAGCAGCUAUUCCCCAAGCUGUACAAGCAGCAAAGCCCCGCGGAGCUCCGGGCCCUGGCGGGACGGCUCCUUCCCGAUGAGCCAGCGCAGCUUCCCCGCCUCCUUCUGGAACAGCGCGUACCAGACGCCGAUGCCCGCGCCCCUGGGCAGUCCGCUGGCCGCCGCGCACUCCGAGCUGCCCUUCGCCGCCGCCGCCGACCCCCCCGCGGGGGACGUGGCCGGGGGCCUGGGCCUCAGCGUGGACUCAGGUAAGCGGGAGAGGGAACGUGGCAUCCUCGGGCACCUCUUGCCCUGUGCCCAAACCUGGGCCGAGCCCAGGACCCCAGUUAUUUCUCCUUGGAGACCCCAGGGCCCCUGAGGCCUGAAGGUCUGUCUUGGGUGGGGGUAGGGGUAGCGUUGUGUUUCAACAGAUGGAUGACCCUAUGCCGUAAGUGUGGGCAGAAUGAGAAAGUAGGACCCUGCCUUAACUUGGCUGGUAAAUAUUGGAGGAUGUUUUUAAAAUAAAACUUGUUGGAAAGAUUCUAGCUCUGUGCUGUUCGGUAGCGUAGCCACCAGCCACCUGUGUUGGUUGAGCCCGUAAAAUGUGGCUAGGCCGAAUUGGGACGUGCUGUCAGUGUGUAAUAUACACUGGAUUUCAAGACUUUGUACAAAAAAGGAAUGUAAAAUUCGUCUACUAAUACUUUAUAUUGAUUGCAUGUUGAAGUACUUUCAACACAUUGCAUAUUGAACACAUUGGGUUAAAUAAAAUAUGUUACUAAGAUUAAUUCUCAUCUGUUUCUUUUCACCUUUUUUUUUGAUGUGGCUGCUACAAAAUUUAGAAUUACGUCUGUGGCUCCCAUUGUAUUUCUAUUGGACAGUGCUGAUCUAGAGUACUUGCUAAUAGUGUAGUUUAAAAUCCUCUACAACUUGGAGGGGUCUCUUGUCACCUAGCAGUAGUCACAGGGAAAGAAAACUAUGACUCAUGACUCUGAUAUCAACUUAAUUGCCAAAUUAAAUGGGACUGUUAAAAAUGUAACUUAACAGGAAUAUGAUUUGAAUAAUAUUAUUGAGCCCCUGGCUUAAAGAGUUCAGUUUGAAAGGUACAUUCAAAUAAGGGUUUGCUUUUUUGCUUGCUUUAUUUUCAGGGCAAAUGAAAAAAAAAGUUAUAUAAUAAAUGCAAUUAUUGGCUUGUAGUCGUGCCCGCUUGCCCUUCCCUCAGGUGCAGAUUUGACAUGUCUGUUUGCUUUGCUUUUACUUUCAUUGGUGCCCUUUAGAUGAAUUCUGUGACUUUCACAAUAAAAUAGCUGCAUUUGUCUUUUUCUUUCCUUAAUAUCUUGUGCCUUCCCUCCCUCCAUCCCUUCCUCUUCCCCCCCCCCUUCCCUCUCUCUCUCCCCCUUUUAUUUUCUCUCUGUUUUCAGGUUUGCAGCCUCAGGACAAAAGCAAGGAUCUGUACUGGUUUUAGACAACCCACCUUCUUCCCUGUAGGUCUCUGCUUAGCAUGAUUGGUGACACUCAGAGCUGAAAUCAAUCGAGUGGGUUUGUAACAGCUUCUGAUCUUGGUUUGCAGCUCGUCGUUAUUCUCUCUGUGGUGCAUCCCUCCUGAGCUGAUCCGCUGACCCAGGGUUUCCCCUUCCCUUUCCCUUCUGACCAGCGGUGGAGGCUCAGCACCUGUGCCUCUCACUUCAUGGACGAGGACAUGGGGGAAGGCAGAGACUUCAGACUCCUCCGUGUGUUGGGAAAACCAAAACACACAUCGCCAGAAAUUUCAUCUAAAAAUAAUGCCUUCUGCCCAAAGAGCAGAUCCCAAGACUCUGAAUGAUGCUUAAUGACUUUGGGACAAUCACUGGAAAUAUUCGUGGUGAGAUGACCUAGGUGACGUGAUAUCCUAGUUUUCUUGAAAAGAGGGAAAGGAAAAGAGACAUUUUGGUGUGAAUAUUUUUUAUGUUGAUGUGAAUUAUCUCCUUAAGUAGUGUGAUCAUAGCACUGCUGAUGUCAAUAUCCUCAGAUUGAAAAUGGAUUUGGAUUUGCAUCAAAGAUGGUGGUAGAGAAGUAAAAAGAAACCAGUUCCUUCUUCCUCACCUGUAGCCUCCAGCUCCCCGCCUGCCCACUCCCUCCCUGCAGCACCCACUCCAGAAACAAAGACACACUUUUUCCUUCGGACUGUGAACGCAGAAGCCUCAGCCUGAAUGUGAGUGGCAAGUGGCUUAUCUGGAGCCACCUGCCCUAGUCUUACUAAAAUGCAGCUGUUGUAGGACAACUGUUUAAAACUCCAGAAAUACAUCGACCAAGGUGGCACUUCCCAGUGUUUGGCACAACAAUUGCAAUUGCACUGGAUAUAUUUUAUAUGUGUGUGUGUGUGUGUGUGUACAUAGAUCAGAUUUUUUACAAAGAACAUUUUACGACAAAAGAAGAAACCCUUCUCUGCCUUCUCUACCACAAAUUCUGUCCCUCCCUCUAUCCUCCUCUGGAUGAAAAAAAGAAAGCAUUAGGAGACCCCAGUUGUCUCCGUGAAGAACUAGGAGUCACCACGUGGGGAAGAGAUGUCCGUGGCGUCUCCAGUACCUCGAAGAUUUUUCAGUCUCUGUGGUGAUGAUUUGGUCACUUUAGUGUUGGGACAGGGGAAGGGGUUGUGGUGGGCAAAACUGAAGGGAAUGAGGAAGAGGAAACGAACAUUAAAGAUGUUUGUUUACCACGAGGUCGCUGUGCUGUUUCUUAUAAGGAAAACAAAUGUCUUGGUUUUUCUCUAAUAGAAUAAACUAGUUUAUGGUAGUAAGAUCUGAUGUCAGUAA